GAGCAACUUGUUGCCGCCCACACGCAACAACAACGAAGUUGGAAGUUGGCGAUCGACGUCGACGAUCGUUUUUUUUUUCUUCAACGUCGGCAUCGGCGGCAAACUGGCAGCGGAAUUAAAUAAUUUUCCGUAAGCGCGUUUAGUCAAGCUCAGUUCAAUUGCGGCCAGCUUUGUUGGCGGACGUUUCAGGCAGCACUCUAUACACUGUAACCAAAGGCCAAGUAGUAACGAAAACUGAAGCAAACUACCGAAACAUUCUUAUUUUUUAACUGUGCGAACUGUGCGAGCGGGAGGCAACACCCAAAGACAACACUCGAAGUGAAGAGUAAAACUCGAAAAGAAAAUAUACAUAUAAAAAGACGUGUGCAGUAAACAGUUGCAGUGACCGAAAAACCUUAAAAUCAAAAAAAAAUAAUAAUAACAAAGAAACACUAACGAAGAAGAACCAGCAGCAGCAGCAGCAGCAGCAGCAACUUGUUUAGCGGGACGACAAAAAUGCCCGAGUGAUCAAGCCAACACAGCGAUCGCCAGUGGGACAAGUGACAGGAAACGGAGGAGCCAGCCGUAAUGAGGGUGCACCUGAAUGGUCGCGAGGUCCGGGAGCUGUUGCGAAAGGAUUUGCUGGUGCGAUGGCGACAGAAAGGGCUGAGUCUGAUCCUGUUGGCCUGGCCAGUGAUGGUCUUUAUGCUGCUCUAUCUGAUCCGUCUGAAGUACGGAUCGGAGGAGUUGGAGGCCUGCCAGUAUCCCACUCGCCUGCUGCCCACCAAGAACCAAGUGGUUCCCGCUGCCUUCUCCUACAUAUGCAGUAUUGAGAACCGCUGCCAGCCGGCGCAUCCUUACGAGGAGUAUUCCCAUUGGAAGGAGGCGCCACUGCACUCCGUGAUCGAUGUGGUCAACGCAUUCGUAACCGACGAACGGCUCCACAAGGCCGUCGUGGAGCUGGCCGAAAAGGCCAACUUUGUGUCGGCCAUAACUACAUUGAUCACCAGUGAUCGGUUCGACAUCAUACGAAGUAACAUAAGUGAAAUAAUUUCCCUCGUGCCCGAAAUCGAACGACGAAUGAACUACAGCUUCGACAUCAAACAUUUGUUUUCGAAUCGCGAAACCUUCGUGAAGUUGGGCGUUCUUUUGUGUGGUCAUCCGUUUCCCAAUACCGAUACUAUACCGUUGGUCAAUGAAAUCCUGGAAUCCGAGGACUUUAGCCAGGCCAACGAUGCAGAGAUCGAUGCAAUGCCCACCCGUCGUCGUCGUCGAUACGAAGAUCUUCCCACGGACUGGAGGCCAACUAAAUACUGCAAACGCCUCUACCGGGAUGUGACUUCUACGAACCAAGGCAAACUCACCUGGAACACCAUCAAGCCGAUUAUCCAGGGACGGAUCUUGUAUACCCCUGCCAAUGCUAUGACAGAAAGCGUGGUGAAGUUUAGUAAUGCCUCUUUUGAGGAACUGGAUAGGCUGAAGCAACUAAGUCGUGCAGCAGCCACUAUUCUCACCAAGCUGCACACAAACGCUACUUUCCAGGAGGCCUUCGAUAAUCUUCUCAAGUUGGCCAAGUCGCCACUGGUCAAGAGUUUGGUCGGAGAUGACUUCGAUAUUGGGGAAAUUGAAAGGGUCUUCGAAUAUAUUCGCACCAACCAACUGAUAUAUGAUAUUCUUACCACCGUGGCGGAUUUAAUGGAUUGCGUUUCGGCCGAUCGUUUUGAGGCUGUGGAAAGUGUGGAGGAACUGCACAAGAGAGCCUACGAACUAAAUCAAAACAAGUUGUUUUUGGCCGCCCUCAAUCUGGAGGACGUAGGUCUCAAGCAAGCGUCCUACCGUCUGCAUAUGGAUACGGAUAACACGCAGCCGACUUUUGAGAACCGGAACAGAUUCUGGUUCCCCGGACCCGCCGACAGCAUGGUUAUUGAUCUGAAGUAUCAUCGUGGCUUCGUUCAGCUCAAACAGAUGGUCGACCUGGGAAUUAUCAAAAGCAAGCGAGAAGAGGCUGGCUUUGCGCCAGAGGAGGAUGGGCCUGAAAGUGGGCGUUCCUUAAGUGGUCUUUUUAGUAUCAAGCAGGUGGAGAACGAUACGCCCGAUGAGGAUGAUGAUGACUUUGAUCUCAGUCUGGAGGAAAGCGGUGACGAGAAGGCCGCUCCAAAGGUAUCAGCAUCUGCGAGUGAUCAUGAGGCAACAACCAUUUCUCCAUCAUCCUUGGAUGGGGUAACCACUGAAGAAGUUAGGGUCACUACAGAACAGACAGUCGUAAGUGGUGACCCCGAUCUUCUCCUGCUUAAAAAUGAAGAUGUGCUGAAGCGCUCGAAACGGCAGGGUCUGUUCGAUUUGCUUGGAGGCUUCGGUGGAUCUGGGGAUGCCAAUAAAAAGAACAAAUUCGAAGUGGACAACAUGCAGUUCUACACCAAGCAAUUUCCUUAUCCCGCCUUCCUUAACGAUGUCUUUAAGCGUGGCUUGUACUUGGCCCAAGGUGUCCAGGUGGCUUAUCUACUCGGCCUGGUGGUAUUCGUCGCUCUUUCUGUAAGGGAACGCAUCUGGAUGCGAGAGAGCCGUAAUAGCAUGUUGAUGCGAUCAAUGGGUCUAAAGGCGCAUUCCGAGCUGGUAGCCUGGGCGCUGAUGAGUUUUUUGGAGCUUUGUGUAAUCUUUGCGCUGAUCAGCGGGGUCCUGUACAGUGGCGGUAUUUUGGGCUAUACCAACUGGUUUUUUAUGAUGUUCUACUGCCUGAGCUUUGGCCUUUGCCUAAUUUCGUUCUGUUAUAUGUGCACCAACUUUUUUAAUUCGGCAAACAUUGGUGCUGUGGCCUCCGCCCUUCUAUUCUUCAUUAGCCUUUGUCCCUUUAUCAUUGUGCUGAUGUUCGAUGCCAAAUUGAGCGUUUUCGAGAGCUUCCUGGUGGACCUCUCCUUCACCACGGCCUUUGCCAAGGGCUGGGGCGAGUUGAUUCGAAUGGAGCUGCAGCAGGAGGGACUGACAGUACGUCAUCUCAUCCAGGUGGGUCCUGCGAGAAGUGAGUGUGCCAUGGCGCUGCUCAUGUUCCUUCUCGAUUUACUGCUGUAUGCGGUUAUUGGACUGGCCUACCAGCGCUAUAAGAAAACAGAUAACUACAGCUUUGUGAAGGUCAGUCGCUCACAAUUGGACGGCAAACUGGGCGCCUCGUUGGUUAAUGUUAGCAAACUGUAUGGCAGCAAGUGCGCUGUUUCAAACUUAAGCCUCGACUUUGCGCGCAACCAGGUGAGCUGUCUUCUGGGUCGAAAUGGAGCUGGAAAGAGCACGCUGAUCAAGUUGCUCACCGGACAAAUCCGGCAGAGCAGUGGCAAGGUCCUGUUGGCCGGAGAGCACCAAGUGGGUGUCUGUUGGCAGGAUAAUAUUCUAAUACCCACGCUGACGGCUCGGGAGCACCUGCAGCUGUAUGCACAGAUCAAGAUACCACCAGGUGGGAGUGGAGGUGUGGAGGAGAUCCGCUCGGAGGUUGCCCAAACCCUCCAGAGUCUAAACUUUGGUAAGCACGAAUCCUAUCCUUCGUGGCAGCUGUCCGGGGGCUACAGACGACGCCUCUGCGUGGCCAUAGCCUUCAUUGCUUCGCCCAGUGUGGUCAUCUUGGAUGAGCCCUGCAAUGGGGUGGACGCCAAGGCGAGAAAGGACAUUUGGCAGUUGAUUGAGCGACUGCGUCAAGGGAGAGCAGUCAUCUUUGCCACCCAUUUCAUGGAUGAGGCCAAGUACCUCAGUGAUUCACUUGUGAUAAUGCGGAAUGGUCGCAUUAUUGCCCAGCAUAGUCGAGACUCCCUGCAGCGUUUGUGUACCUCAAACUAUAGCAUUCGAUUACGUUGUGCCGAUGCCACCGGAGUAACCUUCGUCAUCCAGAAGGCACAGCAGCUUCUCCCUCAGACUCAGGUAACCCAUUCGGGAGCCGCAGACUACCCUCACAGCCUGACCAUCAAUGCCAGCUAUGCGGAGCAUUUAACACCAGGAGCCGUCGAAUUUCUGGAACUGCUGCAAUCCCAAGUGACAGCUGGCAGCAUCAGCGAUGUGGAGCUCACAACCAGCUCAAGCCUGGAACAGGAGUUCGAGCAGUUGAAUAGGAAUGGCGAGGAUGCGGGACCUCGACGUCCUGCCAGCGAUCGGAGUGGAGUAGUCGCUGGCCCUGCAAUGAUAACAGACGAACCACCAACCGCUUGCAAGCAAUUCCGACUGCUCAUGGGCAAGCGAUUGAGGCAUCUGUCCCGGAACUACCGCCUCCUUCUCUAUGUCCUCCUGCUCCCAGCUCUUUUUGAACUGUGUGCCAUGUGGUUCGUCAGCUAUCGUCUGGAAGAUGAUUUCGACACUGUUCUACCCCUGAGCCGAUCGCUCUAUCCCCAAACCGCUCAGUUUUUGUCACACGAGAGGGCAACCAGCUUCUCCGAGAAACUGUAUCCACAGCUAAGAACCUCAUGUGACCAUCUGGGCGAGUGCAGAGUAUUUAAUACUUCUCAACAGUCCUACGAUUGGGUCCUGAACUCUUGGGGCGAGUAUAGCGAGCGCCGAUACGGCGGCUAUGGAUUAAACGGGUCAGGUGCUACAGUUUGGUAUAACAAUAAGGGAUAUCAUUCCAUGAUGGCCUGGCUAAACGACCUUAACUCGGAGCUACUGCGCACGACUAUGAACGACUCAGAGUCUAGUAUCCUUACCCUGAAUGAACCGUGGAAACUGGGUUUUGCCGAACUUAGUACCAGCUCGAUCCUUCGGCAGGCAGGUGACGGGUCUAUGGUCUUCAUCCUACUGAUAGCUUUUGGCUUGGUGGUGGCAUCAGGUUCCGUUUAUUUGGUAAACGAGCGUGUCAAUGGCGAGAAGCUGCAGCAGAGAUUGUGCGGAGUAAGCGCGGUUACCUACUGGCUGGUGGCCCUCGUCUGGGAUUAUCUGGUGAUGGUCCUGGGUCUGAUUGUCUGCCUCGUUGUAAUCCUGAUGUUCGGAAUGCCUGUCUUUGUGGACCGCCAGCAGCUGGUGGGCAUUAUUGGACUGUCCCUGGCCUUUAGCUUCGCCUGUGUUCCAUCUGUUCAUGUGGCUGAGAAGAUCUUCAGCGAUUCAAGCAUUGCCAUUGUAUCGAUUUUUUGCGCCAACCUCAUUGUCCCGCUGGUCACUAUGGGCAUCAUCCUGAUCCUGGGUGUGGUGGGCGAUGGGCCAGCCUGGGAUGAUUGGCGCCACGCCCUCAACCAGGCCUUUCUGAUCUUUCCAAUUCAUGCUUUGGGAGACGGCUUCCUGGAGUUGUGCAAGAACUAUAUGGUGGCCUUGGUAUUCCGCCGCUACGACAUCGACUCUUAUAAGCAUCCCUUGGCCAGUGACCUGCUUGGGCGCCACUUUACCGCCCUGUUGUUGGUGGGCGUGGCCGCCCUGAUCAUCAACGUCCUCAUCGAGUGGCAUUUGCUGCGGCGUCUGUGGCAACGAGUGGAGCGAUUGUUGGACUGCACCUACCGCCGCGAGCUGGAUAAACUGGGUCAGCUGAAGCUGGUAAACAUCCAGAGCAUCUUCAAGAGCUGCGUGGACACCGGCGAAGCGGUGCGGGCGGAGAAUCUCUGGCUGGCUUACCGCCGCGGACACUAUGCGGUGCGUAAUGUUAACUUCAGUGUCCAGCGGGGCGAAUGUUUCGGGUUGCUGGGCAAGAAUGGAGCAGGGAAGUCCACAAUCUUCAAGCUGCUCACUGGGCAAUUGCAGCCCGACGUGGGACAAAUUUACUUCGAACAACCCGGCAUCUCAUACUGCCCGCAGAGCAACCCGCUGGACCCGCUGCUCACGACGACCGAGUGCAUCCGCUUCUACGGACGCCUGCGCGGCAUUCGUGACUUGGAUCAGUUUUUGGACCGUGUGCUGGACACGUACGAACUGCGUCCCUACAAGGAUGUCCAGGUGCGAAACCUGAGUGGCGGCAAUAGGCGCAAGCUAACAGUGGCCGUGACCUGUUGCGGAUGUACGCCCACCGUCUUGAUGGACGAACCAACGAGCGACAUGGAUCCCGUGACCAGGGACAUGGUGUAUGCCACUAUCGAACAGCUGCUGCUGGCCCGCAGAGCGGUGGUGCUGACCUCUCAUUCCGUUUCGGAGAUCGAGCAUCUGUGCCAAAGGGUGGCGGUGCUUCGGGCGGGCCAGGUCAUCGCCAGCGAUAGUCCGCAGCGAUUGAAAUCGGAACAUGGUGGUUACUACGCCGUGACCUGCUUCUGCGGCCCCGCCCAACAGGCCAUUCUUUCAAGAAGCUUGAAUCAACGAUUGCCGGGAGCGCGGGACUUGCAGCACUAUGCCCACAGCUUGCGGUUUCUCGUCAGGGUCCGUUCGCCUGGCAGCCUGGGCGAUGCCCCCCUUCUCUCCGAACUCUUCGCCAUCCUUUGCGAUGUCUGCGUGAAUGUGGCUCGCUUUUCGUUGAGUCGCUGCCGUUUCGAGACCGUUUUCGAACGAAUCCUUGACAGCAGCGAGUCGAAUGGCAGCAAUGGCGUGCACAAGGAUCAGCAGCAACAAGUUGCUAAGAACGAUCUACCAAGCAAAUCCCCUGCUGUCGGUGGCACUCUUGAAACCGGCUAUAUUCAUUGUGGCUACGAGGAGACAAGAACUUAAACGACUCAGGCAUCCUCCGAUUUUGAAACCAAAAACGACUAUAUUCAAAUUCUAUUUUUUAAUCGAAUAAUGGUUAUUAUUCGAGACUUAUUAGUGUGUUCAAAAUUAAACUUUCAAAACUUGCAUCAAAACUAAAUUAUAGUAAUUAUGAAAUUAAAAUGACCAUUUAGAAAGCGUAGAAAAUCAAAUUAUUUUGUUCUGCUGUUAUAUUCAACUAGACAAUCUAUUUUUUUUUUUUGUAAACUGAUUUCGGUGUACUACUAGUUAUCAUUUAAGCACAUAUUGGACAUAACUUGAAAUAAUAAGGCAGACAAAAUGUGUUAGAAAAUUUAAGGCAAAGGAUUUCCCAGAAAAAUUGGAUUUCUAAUAAGCCUUAAAUAUGCUGCGUUAAUAUUAAAAAAUGCUAGCUUUAUAAUGAAGUUUUAAACAUACUAUUAUCGUGGGUGGAUUAAAUUAGUUUAUAAGCCAUGAAACGUUUGUUUAUAGCCGACAUAUGCAUAUAAAUAAGUACCCUAAUGCAAUUUUUUUUUUUUGAAUAGUUAGACCAGUUUUAUGUGAUAAGAUGUGAUAAGUUGGGGCCGACGUGGCAAUAAUUUACUUAAUUUUGGGUGUUCUGUAUAGACAUUAAGAGUCCCUCCCUUGCCCCAAAACAUUAUUUCCAUAGAGCUUUAAUAAAUAUGUACUGUGUGCGUGAAAUGUAAGACCAAUCUAUCGAUAAAAAAAAAUAGGUAUAUGUAUAUGUCAUGGUGGAAUCCUAAUGGGAUCUGUCUGAAGUUUUGUAUUGCAAUUUUAAAACUAAUAAAGAGAAAGAUGUAUAUAUGAAU
Messenger RNA from Drosophila melanogaster (fruit fly), 7388 nucleotides. It is a transcript of the gene ldd, whose product is annotated as lipid droplet defective. NCBI's taxonomy places the organism in Eukaryota, Metazoa, Arthropoda, Insecta, Diptera, Drosophilidae. The record is from RefSeq and is marked reviewed. The transcript has 15 exons. Gene Ontology annotation, cellular component: membrane. Gene Ontology annotation, biological process: transmembrane transport. Bases 568 to 6564 code for a protein of 1998 amino acids. Gene Ontology annotation, molecular function: ABC-type transporter activity; nucleotide binding; ATP binding.